UUUACGUCUGCCACUAUAAUAAUAUAUCUUUCGUUUCGAAACAAUUUACUAGUGCUCGUGCUGCUCCCAUGUCAACAGAGGAGGUGAUGCUGAGUAGCUGGAGCUGGCCUAUUGGUCUUGUGUCAGCUAGUCUCUGGCUAUGAAUUUCACAAUGUCUUUCACAACAACCACAGCUGACAGUCGCUUUAUUCCACUUGUUGAAGCUAACAAGACAGUCUCUUUUGAAAAUGAUACCAUUGAUGUGUAUCGGAAGGGAUGUUUUGGAGAGUUCAACACUGUCGCUUGUAUUCGAAAUGGUGUGUUGGGUGCCCUUGCCUCCAUUACUGCUUUAUUGUGUUUGUUAAAAAUCUUGCGACUGCAUUGGGUGCACCAUACUACUUGGCACCAAUAUGUCAUCUUUUAUGGAGCAUUCGCUGAGUGUGUUAUUGGGUCUGUACAUUGGGUAAUGGGACGCCUUCUACAAUUAGAUUUUGUGCUUCAGUAUCUUCAGUUAGUGCAGUUUCUUGUACUAUGCCAUUGGUACUGGGCCUUAGCUAGUCGUGCUCUACGGAAAGAAACACUUUUAAGAAGAUGCCUUGUUCCACUUCUUGCACUGUUGGGCAUCUAUUUCACAGUCAUUGCUAUAUUAGGUAUCAUCCAUAUUCAACCUUCCUGGACUGAAUGCAUGCAACCCUACUGGCUGGAACUAUCUGUAGUCACAGUACUGUUUGUCCAGCUACUUGUAGUUUCUGGUAUUUUCAUCACACGCAGAUUAAAUGAAAUCAGCACUUUGGAUUCAUUAAGGUGGUCACAGAAAAGAGACCUCUGGUGUUUAAUUGCAGUUUUUGAAACUUCUGCUUGUGUUACACUGUUUUAUGACUUGGCUGUUCAGAUCUUGGGUGACAACCAAUCUGGAUGCAGUGGUGUGUUUGUAAGUAAAAAGAAUUUUGAAUUUAUUGUUUAUAAUGCCUGUAAUCAACUUUUUUCCCCUUUUCUUUUAACCAGGAAGCAUAAUAAUAAACUGUUUACUUAGCAUUUCUUGUUAUGC
Octopus bimaculoides (California two-spot octopus) is the source of this 1027-nucleotide messenger RNA. RefSeq lists its product as uncharacterized. The record is from RefSeq and is a predicted model, not a curated record. NCBI's taxonomy places the organism in Eukaryota, Metazoa, Mollusca, Cephalopoda, Octopoda, Octopodidae.